Komagataella phaffii GS115 is the source of this 2286-nucleotide messenger RNA. Its product is annotated as Nucleolar DEAD-box protein required for ribosome assembly and function. Gene Ontology annotation, molecular function: nucleic acid binding; ATP binding; RNA helicase activity. The record is from RefSeq and is a predicted model, not a curated record. Lineage: Eukaryota; Fungi; Ascomycota; Pichiomycetes; Pichiales; Pichiaceae. The transcript has a single exon. The coding region runs from base 1 to 2286 and encodes 761 amino acids.
AUGGCUAAGAAGAAUAACAAGACCCCUGUCAGCAAGAAGGCUGCUAGAAAGCCUAAGGCUACAAAGAAUUUUACGGACUUUGUCUUGACAAUUUCUGACGAUGAAGAGGGCAUUCCUGAUUUGGACAUUGAUGGUGACGAAGACGACGAGAAAACGAUUAAAGAUACAGUAACCGAAAAUAAAAAAGCCAAGACCAAGACAAUAGCAGCAAAGGCCAAUAAGAAAAAGACUGAAGCCAUCAAGGAUGAAGAUGGAACCUCUCUGAACCCUGACUUCAUUUUCUCUGUGGAGGAUGAAGAUGUGGUUGAAGAAUUUAAUGGUUGGGACUUUACAGGUCAUGAUAGUGGAAAAGUUAGGACGUUAGUUGAUUUGGAUGGAAUUAUAAGGAGAAAGGGUGGCUUAGGUGUUGUCGCCUCUACUGGUGAAAAAAGUGAUUUGGCCGAAGCUGUAGAUGAGAAUUUAAUAGACGAAGAAGAGGAAGACUUACCAAUAGAGAAUGAAGAUGAGGGAAUCGAUGAUGAAGAACUAGCCUUGGACGGAUUUGGAAUGGGUGCAAAUCAAGAGGAAGAUGUGGUUGUAGAGGAAGAGGUUGAAGAUGAUCCAACUCUUGCUGAACCCGAACCCGAAAUUACGGAGCAAGUGGAGCCAGAAGAUAUACAAGAACCUGAAGACACUGUUGAGGAAGUUAAUCGAUACUUCGACCAAACCAAGAAUCAAGAAGUCAACAAAUCUGUUCAUGUGACAUUUCAAUCUCUCUCAUUGUCUAGACCGGUUCUCAAAGGUUUGUCCACUCUGGGAUAUACCAAACCUUCUCCAAUUCAAAGUGCUUCCAUUCCGAUAGGGCUGUUAGGUAAAGACAUUGUUGCUGGAGCCCAGACCGGUUCCGGUAAGACUGCUGCAUACAUGAUCCCUAUUAUUGAGCGUUUACUGUUCAAGCCAUCAAAAAUAUCGGCUACCAGAGUUGUUGUAUUGACCCCCACACGUGAGUUGGCAAUUCAAGUUAACGAUGUUGGUAAAAAAAUCAGUCAAUUUGUCAAUGGAAUAGAGUUCGGACUUGCUGUCGGUGGUUUGAACCUUAGAAAGCAGGAACAAGAACUCAGAAAAAGACCUGAUAUUGUGAUUGCUACUCCUGGUCGUUUUAUAGAUCAUAUCAGAAAUUCUCCAAGUUUUAGCGUUGAAAGUGUCGAAAUUCUGGUUAUCGAUGAGGCUGAUAGAAUGUUGGAAGAUGGUUUCCAGGAGGAGUUGAAAGAAAUAUUGACACUACUUCCUGGAAAGAAACAAACAAUGCUGUUUUCUGCUACCAUGAACAACAGCAUCAAAGAUUUGAUUCAGUUGUCAUUACACAAACCUGUGCGUAUUAUGAUUGAUCCGCCCAAACAGGCGGUAUCCGGUCUGGUUCAAGAAUUUGUGCGUCUAAGAAAGAAUUUGGAAAUGAAACCAGCAUUAUUGUUUGACAUUCUAACAAAGGUGAACCCUUCCCAACAACAUAGAAUUGUGGUGUUCAUUGCUAGAAAGAUGGACGCCCAUAAACUGCGUAUUAUUUUAGGUUUGCUGGGAUUGAAAGUGUCUGAAUUACAUGGAUCGCUGACACAAGAACAACGUCUGAAGAGUAUCACAGAUUUUAAGAACUUAACAGUACCGAUUUUAAUUUGUACAGAUUUGGCUUCCAGAGGUUUGGAUAUUCCAAAGAUUGAGGUUGUUAUCAACUAUGACAUGCCCAAGACUUACGAUAUCUACCUUCAUAGAGUUGGAAGAACUGCCAGAGCAGGAAGAGAAGGUCGCUCCAUCACUUUUGUCUCUGAAUCCAACCAGGACCGUGCUAUUGUACGUGAAGCAAUGAAGGGUAUUGCCACCGCUAAGAAUAGAGCGUUAGGAAGAAAUGUUGAUUGGGACAGUAUUGAAAAGAUUCAUCAGUUAAUUGAGGAGAAAGCAGAAACCAUAGGAGAUAUUCUUUCUGAAGAGAAAGAGGAAAAGCAAUUUUUGCGUGCUGAAAUGGAGGUCAGAAAGGGAGAAAACAUUCUACAUCACGGAGAAGAGAUAAUGUCAAGGCCCAAACGUACGUGGUUCCAGUCUGAAGCUGAUAAGAAAAAGGAAAAGCAAAAAUCAGAGCAACAGAUCAACUCCAAGAAACGUAAGCGAUUGGAGGCUAAAAAAGAAGCUGGUGGUGAAAGUAUGUACAAGAAGACGAGAGAUGAUCGAACCUCCAAUCAGAAAAAGAAUUCGACUCGUCAACCUUCCAAAAACCAGAUGAAGAAGAAGCUGGGUAAGGUGAAGAGUAAAAGAUGA